GGUAAACAACAAAUUGCAAAUCAUAUAUAUAAUUGUGCUCUCCUUGAGUCUCUAUCACCAAAAAUUAUGAGAGGCUACCACUUGAAUUUCAGUCCCUCUCAUUUCCUCCUCCUCGUCUUCCUCGUCCUCUGCCUUUCUGUUCAAACACGCGGUGAGGAUUCUUGUGUAAAUGCAUUUUGUGGACAAGGAAGAUGUGUUCCCUCGGGUGCGGAGUAUAGUUGCACGUGCAACAAUGGAUGGAAGAAUGAUAUUCUUGGUAUAGACCUACGUGCUUGUGUUAUACCAAAUUGCACUAUAAACUUGGGGUGUGGGAACAGUGCUCCGCCACCACCUCCUCCGCCGCCGCCGCCACCAGGACUUUCACUUCCACCGUUCCUUGAUCCCCUCAGCCCCUGCUUUUUGGUAUAUUGUGGUGAGGGUACGUGCCUUGCAAAUGGGACGAAGCAUACUUGUGAAUGCGACGCAGGAACUGCCAAUUUACUCGGCUUCCCUGACUAUCCAUGCUUCAACAAAUGUAGCAUGGACUUAGACUGUCGUGGAAUUUUGCUUUCCGCAACAGCGCCGCCACCACCAAAUGGAUCGGAUAAAAUCUCGAAGAGGUGGAGCAAUGUCGUGGUAUCAUUAUCUACAAUCAUUUUGGCGUGGAUCAUCUAUGAAUGAAAAGAUUAUGUUUAUUGUGAUACUGUCUCAUAAAUUAAGAUUUGUAGAAUGGAAUGGUUCAAAUAAUACUU
Salvia miltiorrhiza (redroot sage) is the source of this 731-nucleotide messenger RNA. RefSeq lists its product as uncharacterized. Lineage: Eukaryota; Viridiplantae; Streptophyta; Magnoliopsida; Lamiales; Lamiaceae. The transcript has 6 exons. The record is from RefSeq and is a predicted model, not a curated record. Bases 67 to 660 code for a protein of 197 amino acids.